AUGACGGGGUGGGCGAGGUAUUUGGAUGGGGUGCACCCGCAGGAUUUGCGCCAGCUCAUAGAGGCGCCCGUGGAGGUAGAGGAGGUGAAGGAGGCAGAGGCAGAGGAUAAGGAUGCCAAGGCAGAUCCUACCGAGCAGGCCGUGUGGGUGAUUUGGGACGCCAUGGACCAGCUGGCGCGGCGUAGCCAGCGGACCAUGCAGCAGUGCGGCGCAGGCAUCCGCGUGGAGGCGGCCCGUACAGAGGCCGGCCAGGCGCCAUACAAGCCGCUGCAGGCGUACAUGGACGAGGCAAGCAUCCAGAAGCACGUGCAGCCAUGGCAGCAGGUGUUGGCAUUCAUUACGCGCACGCAGGCCGCGCAGGCAAGCCCAAGCCAGGACAGGGAUGGUGAUAGCCAGGAGGAUGGUGAUGAAGGUGAUGGCAGUGGCCAUGGCCAUGGCAAGUGGCUAGGGAGGUUGCCCGCGUAUGGGAUGACCCCGCGGCAGCGCUAG
Messenger RNA from Aspergillus calidoustus, 489 nucleotides. NCBI's taxonomy places the organism in Eukaryota, Fungi, Ascomycota, Eurotiomycetes, Eurotiales, Aspergillaceae. The record is from the annotation of a GenBank genome assembly.